Messenger RNA from Aphis gossypii (cotton aphid), 1569 nucleotides. RefSeq lists its product as uncharacterized. Gene Ontology annotation, molecular function: nucleic acid binding. The coding region runs from base 268 to 1335 and encodes 355 amino acids. NCBI's taxonomy places the organism in Eukaryota, Metazoa, Arthropoda, Insecta, Hemiptera, Aphididae. The transcript has a single exon. The record is from RefSeq and is a predicted model, not a curated record.
CCCGAGUACCUGUGUGAUAUAAUUUUUGUUUAGUAAACUGCUAUAAUACGAUUACAAUUUUAACUAUUUUUAUAGUGGAAUUUUAUUUUAUUUUUCAAUAGUUCUAAUAACGAUAAGAUAAUCAGAUAAUGUAACUAUUAAGAUAUUUUGUUUUAAGAAAAAGAUCAUUUUGGUUUUAUUCUUUAACUAGACCCAUACCAAAGUUUAUGUGAUAUUCGUGUAAUAUCUGGUUAUUUAGUGUUUUUAUAAUUUUGUUAUUGUUUAAAUAUGAAUAACGCUGAAAAAGUAGAGUUGCUGUUAAUUUAUGGCGAAUGCCAACGUAAUGUACGUCUAUGUGCUAGGACGUAUUCCGAACGAUUCCCAGAAAGAUACCAUCCUCCUCAUAAUUACAUCUUAAGACUUUUACAAGGAUUAAAUCAAGAAGGGAGAUUUCCUGGCAGACAAAUCAACCAACAAAGGCGUAGAGCAGUAUUUGACGAAGAUACAGAAUUACAGGUACUAGCAUACAUACGAGCUAAUCCACGUUCAUCAAUUAGGCAUAUUGCUCGCGAAAUUGGAGUUUCAUAUGGUUAUGUCCAAAAAAUUCUAAAAAAACACAAAAUGCACCCGUAUAAAUGUGAUUUUGUCCAACAUUUGCGUGCAGGAGAUUCUACUCGUAGAUUAAAAUUUAUAGCUUGGUUUAAUAUUCAGUUUCAUUAUAACCCUUUAAUUGUCAAUCGUAUUCUUUGGAGUGAUGAAUCAAAAUUUAUUAACAAUGGUAUAAUGAAUAAACAAAAUCAUCGAUACUGGGAUGACACUAACCCACACUGGUCACGUGAAACUAAUUUUCAAACAGUCUGGGGUAUUAAUGUAUGGUGUGGGUUAAUUGGUGGGAAACUUAUAGGACCGUACUUUUAUGAUGGCACGCUUAAUGGCAGGCGAUAUUUAAAUUUUUUAACCAACGAACUACCAGGACUAUUGGAUGAUGUUCCGUUAGACACGCGAGAACAUAUGUUUUUUCAGCAAGAUGGAGCACCAGCACAUAAUGCAAUUAUUGUUAGACAAAAAUUAAAUCAAAUAUUUCAGAACCGCUGGAUUGGUACUUAUGGCGUGGUUCCUUGGCCGGCACAGUCCCCAGAUUUAACGCCAUUAGAUUUUUUUUUAUGGGGACAUUUGAAGACAGUGGUUUAUAAAGAUCCACCUGUCAAUGUUCAAGACUUAAAAAAAAAAAUACAGGCAGCAUGUCAAAUUUUAAGUGAGGAACAAAUCAACGCGUCAACUUCGACUGAAUUUUUGAAGCGAUUCGAAUCAUGUUUAGAACAUAAUGGUGGACAUUUUGAACAGUUUAUAAGAUAAAUUAAUUUUUUUACAACAUUAAUAUAACUAUUACAAGCAGUUUAUAACUAUUUUGUUAUAAGAACAUUUAAUUUAUUAAUAUUAGUUAAGGGAAUAAAAAAUACUGUACACUAAAAAUUAUUUAAUUACUUCAAAUGUAUUAUUUCUUAAUUAUUAUUAUUAUUAUUAUUAUUAUUAAUCUGGUUAUCUUAUCGUUAUUAGAACUAUUGAAAAAUAAAAUAAAAUUCCACUACC